AUGCUCUCCGGUAUUCUCAUAUUCAACCAGAAGGGCGAGAACCUCAUUUUCCGCGCAUUCCGCAACGACUGCCGCCCACGCCUCGCCGACGUCUUCCGCAUCCAGGUCAUCUCGAAUGCCCAAGUUCGCUCACCUAUACUGACCUUGGGCUCGACGACUUUCAGCCAUGUAAAACACGAGAACAUCUAUUUAGUCGCUGUCACUAAGAGCAAUGCCAAUGCCGCGCUCGUCUUCGAGUUCCUGUACCGGCUGGUGGGGUUGGGGAAGGCUUAUUUUGGGAAGUUCGACGAGGAGGCUGUGAAGAACAACUUUGUGCUCGUGUAUGAGUUGUUGGAUGAAAUCCUCGACUUUGGAUACCCACAGAACACCGAAACGGAUACUCUGAAGAUGUAUAUCACGACGGAAGGCGUCAAGUCAGAAAGAGCGAUGGAGGACUCCUCCAAGAUCACCAUGCAAGCAACCGGUGCCCUCUCCUGGCGCAGAAACGACAUCAAAUACCGCAAAAACGAAGCCUUCGUCGACGUUAUCGAAGAUGUAAACCUCCUCAUGUCCGCCACCGGCACGGUCCUCCGCGCCGACGUCAACGGCCAAAUUGUUAUGCGCGCAUACCUCUCCGGCACCCCUGAGUGCAAAUUCGGACUCAAUGACCGUCUCACACUGGGUGAAGAUAACCUACACCAACCUUCUGGUAACCGCGCAGGGACAAAGGCGACACGGGCCGCCGCUGGAAGCGUCACACUAGAGGACUGCCAGUUCCAUCAGUGCGUGAAGCUGGGCAAGUUCGACACGGACAGGAUAAUCAGCUUCGUGCCACCGGACGGCGAGUUUGAGCUUAUGCGAUACCGAGCUACGGAGAACGUAAACCUACCCUUCAAAGUCCAUGCCAUCGUCAACGAGGUCGGCAAAACAAAAGUAGAAUACAGCAUCGCCAUCCGCGCAAACUACGGCAGCAAACUCUUCGCCACAAACGUCGUCGUGCGCAUCCCAACGCCCCUCAACACCGCGCGGAUCACAGAGCGCACGUCUCAAGGAAAAGCAAAGUACGAGCCAGAACACAACAACAUUGUGUGGAAGAUCCCGCGGUUUACGGGGCAGAGCGAGUUCGUGCUGAGUGCGGAGGCCACGCUGACGAGUAUGACGAAUCAGAAGGCGUGGAGUCGACCGCCGCUGGGGUUGAGCUUUAGCUUGCUGAUGUUUACGAGUUCGGGGUUGUUGGUGCGGUAUUUGAAGGUGUUUGAGAAGAGUAAUUAUAGUAGCGUGAAGUGGGUGAGGUAUAUGACACGGGCGGGUAAUUAUGAGAUACGGUAA
Molecule: messenger RNA, 1308 nt
Organism: Mytilinidion resinicola
Lineage: Eukaryota; Fungi; Ascomycota; Dothideomycetes; Mytilinidiales; Mytilinidiaceae
Product: clathrin adaptor, mu subunit
Exons: 3
Coding region: 1-1308 (435 amino acids)
Biological process (GO): clathrin-dependent endocytosis; intracellular protein transport
Cellular component (GO): AP-2 adaptor complex; cytoplasmic vesicle
Molecular function (GO): clathrin-cargo adaptor activity
Source: RefSeq, a predicted model, not a curated record